AUGUCCGAGGCCCCUAGCAGCUCCCUGACCAUCCACGUGUUGAACACUCUGAUGAGCCAGCCCGCAACAGGCCUGGCCACGCACCUGUCCCAGCUCGAAGGCCCCAGGCUGCAGUGGAUGGAGCUGAUGAAGAGGCUGGACUUCGACACUGGGGCUUACUGGCAGCAGCUGGGCUACACUAGCUUCUACCCCUAUGUGGAGGCUGUCUUCAUGGUCACAGAGCAAACCCGCCAGCUGCACAUCCCUCUGCUGAUCAGCCCCUUCUCCUAUACCACUUACAAGGGGAGCAAGAGCACAAGGGAGAGCAAGUCGGCACCCGCAGCCGGCCUGGCCAUGGCUCCAGAGAUGGGCUGGAGGAAGUGACAUGAGAGGGGUUUGGGGGAGGGGGUUUACACUAUUAAAGGGUUCUCUCAACAGCACUUGCCUUAGCCUGAUGCACUCAGCUGCUCGUUAGUGAGCUCUGCGGAUCCGAGUGGUAAAGCAGGCAAGGAGAUGGAUAGCUCAGCUCCAGGAAGGGCAGCAUGGCUCUGCUGCUCAGGGGCCCAGUUCUCCCUGCUGUGAGCGCAGUCUCUCCAGAGCCAGCAGGGCUCAUCGCUCUUCCCGAGUCAGAGAGCUGUGCAGACAGAGGAGACCCAGGGCAGGAGAGGGUCUAGCUCAGAGGCCUAUGGGUGCAGAGCUGGCUGGGAACAGGCUGCAUAUGGAUGCCAUGGGUGUGGUCUGGAGUGGCGACACUCCCCUGCUUACGGUGCUGUGCUACCCAGGGGCCAGCUACCAGCUGGCUGGCUGGCACGUUCUCUAGGCA
Messenger RNA from Gopherus evgoodei (Goodes thornscrub tortoise), 802 nucleotides. RefSeq names its product 5-hydroxyisourate hydrolase-like. The record is from RefSeq and is a predicted model, not a curated record. The transcript is spliced from 3 exons. Gene Ontology annotation, biological process: purine nucleobase metabolic process. The coding region runs from base 1 to 363 and encodes 120 amino acids. NCBI's taxonomy places the organism in Eukaryota, Metazoa, Chordata, Testudines, Testudinidae.